Alligator sinensis (Chinese alligator) is the source of this 954-nucleotide messenger RNA. RefSeq names its product olfactory receptor 13G1-like. Gene Ontology annotation, molecular function: G protein-coupled receptor activity; olfactory receptor activity. Bases 16 to 954 code for a protein of 312 amino acids. NCBI's taxonomy places the organism in Eukaryota, Metazoa, Chordata, Crocodylia, Alligatoridae. The transcript has a single exon. Gene Ontology annotation, cellular component: membrane. The record is from RefSeq and is a predicted model, not a curated record. Gene Ontology annotation, biological process: G protein-coupled receptor signaling pathway.
GAAAUGCCUAAGUAAAUGGAAACCAGGAACCACACAAGGGUGCCUGAGUUCAUCAUGGAGGGGAUCUUUGAACAUCCCCACCUCCAGGGUCUGUUCUUUGGGAUCAUCCUGUGCCUCUUUAUGGCUUUGAUUAUAGGCAAGUCUUUGAUUAUCAUGGCAGUUGUUCUUCACCUGCCUCUGCACAAACCCAUGUACUUCUUCAUUGCUAACCUGGCUUUAAUUGACAUUGUCUGCACCUCCUCUGUUCUGCCCAAAAUGAUGCAGAACCUGAUAGUGGGAAAGAAAACCAUCUCCUUUAAUGGCUGCAUGGCUCAGCUCUUUACCUUCACCUCCUCAGCAGCAACAGAGCUUGUUCUCCUCACUGCCAUGGCCUUUGACAGGUACAUGGCCGUCUGUCAUCCCUUACACUAUGUAACCAUCAUGACCAAGAGAGUCUGCAUCACAUUAGCAGCCUGUAUCGGGGCCCUUGGAAUCAUGAAUUCCCUUGUGCACACAUUGGUCAUGCUGCGUCUAGAUUUCUGUGGGCCCAACCUCAUCCAGCACUUCUGUGAGAUCCCACCUCUGCUGGCAUUGUCCUGGAGCUCAGCUUACCUCAACGAAGUCAUGGCUUUCAUUGCUGAUAUUUUCCUAGCCAUGGGAAACUUCUUGCUGAUCAUUGUAUCUUAUGGCUUCAUCAUCAGAAGCAUCCUGAAAAUUCAGGGUUCAGAAGGGAAGUCAAGAGCCUUCUCCACAUGUUACUUACAUCUUGUUGUAGUUGGCCUUUACUACUCCACUAUCACCUACACCUACAUCUGGCCACCCUCUGGCUACUCCCUGGAUAAGGACAAGAUGGUCUCUGUGCUUUACACACUUGUGACUCCUGCACUGAAUCCUUUGAUCUACAGCCUGUGCAACAAGGAGGUCAAAAUGGCCUUCACGAAAAUCCUCACGUUCUGCAAGAUAGAUUCGUAUUGA